AGUAGACACAAUUGGAACAUGGCUGCGCCUGUCCCUUCCAUGUCUGCUUGUGUCGUCUGACUUGUACUACUUUGUGUCCUCGUUCUCAACGAUGCCAGACGAUCAGGGUGCUGAGAUCCUCGCGAAUGAAAUCGGAAUUGAAGAGAUGAAGGAGGACAGUGCCAAGGUCCCAGAACCUUCGAAUGUCCCUAAUCUGAGUGAGACCAAGUGUCAGGAGUCGUUUCCGUUGGGGAAUGCGAAGUCUGAUGACAAUGGAAACGUAUCUGCUUCAAGUAAGACAGAUCAGGCUUCAGAAAGUUCAUCAACAGAGGAGAAGGCAAUGGCAAACAGUGGGAGAAAGAAAAGUAGAAGAAAGGAGAGUCAGAACUUGAGCCAAAUCAUGAAGACACUUGGUGCCUAUGUCACACCUGAGGAGAAGAUUGAAGCCCUGUGUAAGAAAUUUGCAGAGUCUCAGGAUGAAGUCAGAAGACUAAACGUGGUGAUGAAGCAAAAUGAGAGGCAACUGCAGACAGUUUGUAGAGAGAAGGAGCAUGUGCAAUCAGAACACUCCAAAGCCGUGUUGGCCAGGACUAGACUUGAGGGCCUUUGCAGGGAACUCCAAAAGCAGAAUCGUGCAAUCAAGGAUGAAAGCCUGCUGAAGGUACGAGAAGAGGAGGAGCGGCGGAAGGAAGUAUCAGCCAAGUUCCAGUCAACGCUCACUGAGAUCUCCCACCUUCUCCAGGAAAACAAUCAGAAGAACUCCCGCCUACAGGAGGAAAACCAGGAAAUGGCUUCCAAACUGAAGAACCUCAUCGACCAGUAUGAAAUUCGAGAACAACAUGUGGAGAAAGUGUUGAAGCACAAGGAGCUGGAGUUACAGUUGAGUGAGGCCAAGCUGGCCAAGGCCCUCCUGCAAAACAGUGAACUUAAGGACACUCAUUUGAAGGAAAAGCAGAGACUCCUUGAGGACUUGGCAGAGAGCCACAAGAAGCUGGGAGAGUUGCAUGCACAGGAAAUCAACCUAAGAAGUCAGCUGAAUCUUUACUCUGGAAAAUACCAGGAAUUUCAUGAGGCCUUGUCAAAAAGCAAUGCCAUCUUUCAGGAUUUUAAAACUGAAAUGGAGUCGAUGAAGAAGAAGAUGAGGAGUCAGGAACGGGACUUGCGGACAUGGAAGGGAAAAUUUCAGAGGGGUCAGGAGACUAUAGUCCAGAUGACAGAACAGUUGACGGGGGAGCAGCGUAGGGUAGCACAGCUGAAGAAAAUCUCUCGUGCCCUACAGGAUGAUCGCACUCACCUCAUUCAGCAGCUCAAGGAUCAGGGCAAAAGUGUCCCGGAAUCAGAGAGUUUGUUGAGCCUCAUGAAGCAAUCCGAGGAAGAAUCCACUUUGACAGCUCCACAUGACUUGCCCCCAAUGCCAAAUGACCUCGAUGAUGUUGAAAGAGAUGGAGAAGCCAAAGAUGUGACAGACCCUUCUAUUAGUCCUGAGGAAGAAACAUCACCUGAAGGAAACUGUCAACCUGAAGAUAAGGACUUAAUUGCAAGUUCUGAUGGGAAUGAGCCUGUUGAUACCUUAGACACAGAGCCCAUUGCUUUCACUGCACAUACUUUGACCCCUCUUGAUACUGCCGAUGAAACACAUGGUACUCAGAGUGAAGACAUGAAAGAUGACCUUCAAGAGCAGUCAACACUAGCCUGCCUUCCUGAAGCCUCUUGCCCACUGCCAGAUGAAAGCACAAUAAUAUAAUAAUGUAUCCUUUCCUUUGUAUUGAAUUUUCUAGUUUUUUUUUUGCAAUCUGGUCACUGCAUUGAUGUCUGACAUAUUUUGUGCAUGGUAGAAACUGACACCUGGGUCUUCCCUUUUCUUGGUUGUGUGUAGUUUUUUGUUGUUACAUUGUAAAAUAAAAAGGAGAAGUGUUCUUGCAA
Darwinula stevensoni is the source of this 1902-nucleotide messenger RNA. NCBI's taxonomy places the organism in Eukaryota, Metazoa, Arthropoda, Ostracoda, Podocopida, Darwinulidae. The record is from the annotation of a GenBank genome assembly.